AUGGUCAUCGACUCCCGGAGCGAGAUGAAGCCGAAGUCCAAGUACGCUGAAGAAACGGGUCAAUACUCGUCCGCCGAGAGUCAAGAGAUAGGUACAGUGACCACGAAGUGGCACAAUACGCUGGCGGAGAUCAAGUAUGCUUUUACGACGAAAGAUGGAUGGAUCGGCGACUACGACUACGUCUACUUGAUCACUCCCAACAUCUGGCCCUUGAACAGAAGGUACAAAGACUAUCAAGCGCCAUUCUACGGACUCAACGACCGCGUACCCGUUCUUUUGACACUACUCCUCGGCCUUCAGCAUGCACUCACCAUGAUCGGGUCCAUUGUGUCACCACCACUCGCAAUCGCCUCUGGGGCGUUCAACUUCGAGCCCGCUAUGACAACGUAUCUGGUCUCGACAGCCUUCAUCACCACAGGCAUUGCGACAGCCCUGCAAGUUACUCGGCUGCAUAUCAUGAAGACGCCAUUCUUCAUCGGCACAGGGCUCUUGAGCGUCGUGGGACCAACAUUCGACAUCCUACCCAUUGUCUUCAACUACGCCGCUUUACGAUACAAGUCCGGCUCUUGUCCAGUUCUUGAAGACGGAACUCAAGGGCCAUGUCCUGAUGCGUGGGGUGCAUGCCUAGGCACUAUGCUGUGCUGUGUCUGGAUCCAGAUAGCAAUGGCUUUUGUACCGCCCAAGAUGCUCAACAAGAUCUUUCCCAAGCUCAUCACUGGAUCACUUCUAACCCUCAUUGGAGUCUACCUCGUUGGUAACGGACUGCAGAACUGGGGCGGAUCUUCGAACUGCCAUGGAGGAGAGGGUUUCUACGCUCUUUGUCCGGAUAUCACUGCGCCGCGACCGCUCAUAUGGGGACAUCCGAAGCUGAUCGGCUUAGGGUUCAGUGUGUUUGCUACUAUCAUCUUGGUCGAAGCCGUCGGUGCGCCGCUCAUGCGUUCGGCUUCGGUCAUCAUUGGUCUAGCUGUAGGAUGUGCCAUCUCAGGCGCAACAGGCUACUGGUCGACGGAGCAGCUCAACCAAGCACCCGGCGGAACCUUUCUUUGGGUACACACGUUCAAGCUCUCCGUUGAUGGCGCGCUAGUACUGCCUAUGAUAAUCAUGUUUGCCUGUCAAGCCGUGUCUUGCAUUCCCGAUAUCUUGGCCACUGCAGAGCUAUCAGGUGUUGACAUCGAGGGAACGGAGUUCAACAGCAGGAUCCAAGGCGGCAUUCUGUGCGACGGACUCGGAAGCUUCUUCAGUGCACUGGCUACGGGCCCACCGAUGGUCAGCCAGGCAGGCAACAACGGCGUUAUUGUUCUCACCGGUUGUGCAUCUCGCCGGGCAGGAUGGGCAGCAAGUGGCUUCCUGGUCCUCAUGGGGGUCAUUGCGAAGUUCGGUGCUGUCUUCGCUUCUAUGCCGCCGUCUGUCCUCGGCGGUAUGCAAGUCUUCCUUUACAGCACCAUUGCUGUGGCCGGUAUCCGUGUCCUCGCACUCAUCCCAUGGACCCGCCGCGAUCGCUUCAUCCUCGCAGUCUCCCUGGGCAUUGGGUUCAUGGACAUAUGUCAACCCGACUGGUUUUCACAGGUUUUAUCGUACGAUGGGCCGAAUGAGAAUCUGGUAGGAUUCGAGCAGGGCAUCAACCUUGCUGUGGAGACUCCGUUUGUCAUUGCUGCUAUUGUUGGUAUAUUCUUGAACGCUGUACUGCCGAAGGACAAAAGCGCGGCGCCGAUGGUAGGAUACGGUGAUGAACAGAAACAUCCUAGGAUAGGGCAACGUGAGGAUUAG
Messenger RNA from Alternaria viburni, 1767 nucleotides. RefSeq lists its product as uncharacterized. NCBI's taxonomy places the organism in Eukaryota, Fungi, Ascomycota, Dothideomycetes, Pleosporales, Pleosporaceae. The transcript has 2 exons. Gene Ontology annotation, molecular function: xanthine transmembrane transporter activity. Bases 1 to 1767 code for a protein of 588 amino acids. Gene Ontology annotation, biological process: xanthine transport; transmembrane transport. The record is from RefSeq and is a predicted model, not a curated record. Gene Ontology annotation, cellular component: fungal-type vacuole; membrane.